Molecule: messenger RNA, 1857 nt
Organism: Fusarium mangiferae
Lineage: Eukaryota; Fungi; Ascomycota; Sordariomycetes; Hypocreales; Nectriaceae
Exons: 3
Coding region: 1-1857 (618 amino acids)
Cellular component (GO): lipid droplet
Source: RefSeq, a predicted model, not a curated record
AUGGCUUCCUCCCGCCGAGGACAACCGUCCCUUUCCGUCCGCAUGCCUUCGAACCAGCCUCUCGAUCGUCCUCCCAUCGAUGCUCUCUUCCUCAUCCACUUCGACGUCAAGGCCGGAUAUACAAUUCUUUGGAAACAAAAUGCUCCCGGUAUCGACCUCGAAGGUCUUGUCGAAUACAAAUCUCUUCCUUCCGGGUUGCACACAGUCUCCGAAGAUCUCAUCUACUUCGUUCACGACAGCGCCCAUGCCGGACUCAGCGCCUUUGUUAACAUGCCCUGCGAUGAGGAGGAGGCGCGGAACGCGAGAAUGUUUGCCGUCGGAGUUCUAGUCCCCCUGAGUUAUGGUCGUUUGGGGCGCGCUUGGAGGCAUGCUGAAGGACUCAAGGAGAUGGCUGCGAAACUGGCUGAGGAUCGCAAAAACACUAGCAUACUCGAGGAAUAUUGGGUUGCUAAUCGCGAAAAGUCUGGAAAUGGCAAUCGUCGACUCUCAGGAGAGACCCCCGUGAGCUCUCCGUCUCUCAACUCAUCACCUUUCCCCCGCAAAGCCCACAGCCGCAACCGAUCAGCUUCCGACGGCGCCUCUCUAAUACCGCCCGGUAACAAACUCUCACCAUAUCACCCUGCCUGGAGUUUGACUAGCCUUCUGGACAAGUUUGGUCCGCUCAUCUUUCCCAUACACCGCGCUGCUCUACUGCGGAAGCGUAUUCUAAUAUCGUGCCAUGCACCAGUCCAUGAAGUUUGUGAUUUUGUAUAUAACCUCUCUGUUCUUUCCAAUAUUCCCCUAUCUGUCACCGAUAUACUUCCAGCAUCAGCUUCAACGCAGCGUCUAAGACCGCUUUUCUCCAUUGGUGUUCAUGAUAUACCUUUCCUCAUGGAUGACUUUGAGGCGUCCAAGAGACCUCGCAAUGACGAAGACGCGAUAGAUGACGAAUCAGGCUCUGGUUGGAUUGCGUGCACCACUGACAGCAUUCUCGCUAUGAAGGACACACUCUGGGAUAUGCUCGUCACUUUGCCUCCCGACUACUCCUCUAAUGCCACAGAGCGAGUCUGGCCUGUGGUCGAAUGCCCUCGCGGACAGCCUAUCAAAGCGACCCAGCGAGAUCUUCGUCGUUUUACCACUCUAAAGAACGGUCUUGCCCGUAUUGCAGCUGCUAGCCAGAUCCCUAGUGCUGUCCCAGAGUCUCCCGAAGAGGAGCGCUCUGCGCGUAGAUUUUCCACCCAGUCAAGUCAUAUUGUCCGUGACCCACGAGACGACGCAGUGGAAAAGGUCGUCGAACCCCUGACAUGGGCAGCUUUUGCUUACAACGGUUACAUGUGGUGGGCCAGCGCUGGCGAACAAUUGCGUCAGGAACAGCAAGAGGAGGCAGCUCACGAUGCCUCUCUGCUCGCCGAUUUUGGACCCUCUAUGACUAUGCCACGACCAGGUUCUCGAUCGGGACAAUUAUCAGACUCACUUGGGUCUCUCAACGCCGCCAAUCGUGCCCCUGAUGGUUCUGGUGAAGCCAGAUUUGAGCUUGCUAUCAUCGCUUAUUUCCACCGUCUCACCACACAAAUACUAUCAGUGUUGGCUGACUUAGCUGACAGCCAAGAUGAGCCAUAUACUGACCAUGACGAUGAUGACGAGGGUCUGUCACAAGCUUCGGGCGAAAGAGCACCACUUCGCCCAUCAGACUCUGACCCCGAACCCGACGAUGCCGAUGCUAUCCGCGUAGAUAGCCACGCCGUGGAAAGCAUGGGCCUCGACGUCUGGAGCGAUACCGAUGCUUUGUUCAUCCGUGAAUUGUCAAUCCUGUACUUUGGUCGUCCCGCUCGUAUUGAGGGCAAGGGUGUCGAAGUCUGUGGUGUAAGAGUAUGCUGA